UAUUCGUGCCUGAAGUUGAUCAAGAGGCACCGCCAAACCAUUGUCUCCAAACAAAAACAUCAGCUCUGCAACCUCCUCUCAAACACUCCUCAACCCCAGCUUUUGCCUUUGGAAAUGGUGGAAGCAGUUCUCUUCAGCCUUGCCACUGACAUACUGAAAAGCCUAGCUGCCGAAAUGGCGAAACCUGGAGGCUCAUUCGCUUCUCAGAAGAUCCAGUUGCUCUGCGGUACCAAGGACGAGCUCCAAAGUCUUGAGGACACCAUCCAGACCAUCCAAGCUGUGCUUUUGGAUGCCGAGAAGCAGCAAUGGCACAGCAACCAGGUCAAGUUCUGGCUAAACAGGCUCAAGGACAUGCUGUACGACAUACAGGACUUGCUCGACGAUGUCGCAACCGAAGAUCUGAGGCGAAAGGUCACUUUCGGUAACAAGAAGUCGAAAGCGGUACGCGUUUUCUUCUCUAAAUCAAAUCAGCUUGCACACCGUCUCAAAGUGGCUAAUAAGAUUCAGGAACUUAGGAAGAAACUGGAUUGGAUUAAAAAUGAUAGGGGUUCCAUUUAG
Molecule: messenger RNA, 558 nt
Organism: Syzygium oleosum
Lineage: Eukaryota; Viridiplantae; Streptophyta; Magnoliopsida; Myrtales; Myrtaceae
Product: putative disease resistance protein RGA1
Exons: 2
Coding region: 115-558 (147 amino acids)
Source: RefSeq, a predicted model, not a curated record